CAGUCCAGUUGUUGUCGUCCCUUCAAGAAGAGCAGACCGUCUUCCAUCAGACUUUCGCACUGCAUCAUAUAACUGGUUUCUGGUCCAUCCAUAUCGAUAUUGGAUAUGUUGCUCGUGCCGCUUGCCCUGAUCGCACUGUUCGGCCUGGCCCACACGCUGCCCCUCGAUGACGUGGAGUCAUCGUCACUGGCCACAAUUGAGCAGCCGGAUGGCAGCGGGCGCGUGGUCUUUGAUCAGCGGCAGACGGGCCAGUACAACAUUCACGUGAGCAUCAAGGAUGUCGCCAUCAUCGAGGUGGGUCAGAACGAUCUGACAGAUGGUGCGUACAACGAUGCUGAGGAUUACUACUACGAUGACAGUGCGUUGACCAUCAAACCCAUCAAGUUCUCGACUGAGGCCAUUGGCAGCAGCAGCACAGCAGCAGCGCCAGCAUCACCAGCAGCAGCAGCUGCGACGACAUCCACGACAGCGUUGAGCAGCCCCACAGAGACGCCAACCACUACCUUAAAGGAAUCCCCGGAGACAUCUGAAGCACCAUUGAGCAGUCUGAAUAGCAGCUCCACCUACAGCUCGGAUCUCUUGGCGGAUAUCGCCGCAAGCAGGAUCAGACCCAAGUCUAGGCUCAACAAUCUAAUGAUAAUGGAGACGCCAAUUGGCGGAGCACCGACGGCCGCACCACACCUGCCACGUCUGCCACAGGUGCCGCAUCCCAGAUCGAAAGAUAUUCCCAUUAUGCCUGCCGCUGCAGCAGUCACCCGGCCCCCGCUGCCGCAAGGCAUUGAGUACACCCCCCCGCAAGGUCACAACUCGCCCAUCUUCAAAGUGAAAGUUCAACGAUCCGCAAUGCCGGCAACCAAGAAGCCCGCCCGCUGUCGCUCACAUCAGUCACGGAAUGCCCAGGGCAAAUGUGCCGACUCGAUCUACCGUAGACUCUACAGCAUGCUGAUGGGCCUGAACAUCCCGGGUCUAGUGGGGACACCACCCCACGCUGCCGAGGCCUCAUAAUGCGUCCGGCCGGAAUCGGUUUUCACAUCACCAUAUCAAUGUAGUUUAGAGUGUCAUACAUAGACUCUAAGUGCCUCUAAUAUGUAUCUGCUUGAGCUCAUGCUUGAAGUAAAAGGACUGAAACGUA
This is a messenger RNA of Drosophila pseudoobscura, 1132 nucleotides long. RefSeq lists its product as uncharacterized. NCBI's taxonomy places the organism in Eukaryota, Metazoa, Arthropoda, Insecta, Diptera, Drosophilidae. The record is from RefSeq and is a predicted model, not a curated record. Bases 106 to 1005 code for a protein of 299 amino acids. The transcript is spliced from 3 exons.